AUGGUAGUGAGACUCUGUACAAGGAAGGAUGGUAGUCAAUGCAGUGAAAACUUCAGCCGGAUUCCAAAUCAUAAUGAAAAGAAGGAAACUCCUCCUGAAAUGAAACUACCUAAAUCCAGGUGUAGGCAAAUAUUCAUGCAUUAUUUAUCGUUGAAUAACCACUUGAGCUCUCACAUUGGACCCAAACUGUACCUGUGUCAGGAAUAUGAAGAAAACCCUUAUAAAUGUAAGGAAACUGAGAAAGCUUUUAAGCAUCAUCAACAUAUUAGAAGCCAUGAAGUCAGCCUCAGUGGGAAAGCUUUCCAGUAUUCAACUUCCCUUAGAAAUUAUGAAAGAACACAUAUUGCUGGGAAUCUGUAUGAGUGUGUGCAAUGUGGGAAAGGCUUUAGUCAUCUCAUUUCCUUUAAACUUCACAAAAACACUCAUACCGGAGAGAAACCACAUCAAAGUAAGCAAUGUGGCAAAGCUCUCAGUUCUCCCAAGUACUCCGGAGAUAAUGAAAGAACACACACUGCAGAAAAGGACUAUCAAUGUCAGAAAUCUGGAAAAGCUUUAAGUUCCACUUCUCUUAGAAAUCAGGAAAGAACACACACCAGUGAGAAACCUUAUGAAUGUGGAAACGUCUUCCGUUGGCUCAGCUCUCUUGAAAAAUAUAAAAGAAGUUAUGCUGGAAAGAAGCCUCAUGAAUGUAAGGAAUGUGGUAAAACAUUCCGUCGUCGCUAUGCCCUUAUAAUUCAUCAAAGAAUGCACACUGGGGAAAAACCAUAUGAAUGUAAGCUUUGUGGUAAAGUUUUCUCUUAUUCAACUUCCCUCCAAAAUCAUAAAAGAACUCAUACGGGGGAAAAACCCUAUGGUUGUAAGCAAUGUGGAAAAGCCUUCAGUUGUCCAAAGUCUUAUCGAGAGCAUCAUCGGACACAAUGUGGAGAAAAGCCCUAUGAAUGUAAGCAAUGUGGGAAAGCUUUCAUAUUUUCCACUUCUCUUCGAAACCAUGAAAGAAUACAUACUGAGAAGAAACCGUAUAAAUGUAAGCAAUGUGGGAAAAUCUUUAGUUUGUACAGCUCUCUUGGAUAUCAUAAAAGAAUUCAUGAUGGAAAGAAGCCUCAUGAAUGUAAGGAAUGUGGUAAAACAUUCCAUCAUCCCUUUUCCCUUAGAAAUCAUGAAAGAACUCAUACUCGGGUCAAACACUAUGAAUGUAAGCAUUGUGGAAAAGGUUUCUAUUAUCAAUCUUCUCUACAAGAUCAUGAAAGAACUCAUACUGGGGAAAAACCCUAUAAAUGUAAGGUUUGUGGUAAAGUUUUCUCUUAUUCAACUUCCCUUCAAUAUCACGAAAGAAUGCAUAGCGGGGAAAAACCGUAUCAAUGUAAGGAAUGUGGGAAAGCCUUCAUUUCUCCAAGCUCUCUUGGAAAACAUAAAAGAAGUCAUGAUGGAAAGAAGCCUCAUGAAUGUAAGGAAUGUGGUAAAACAUUCUAUGAUCGAUAUUUCCUCCGAUUUCAUGAAAGUAUUCAUACUGGGGAAAAACGUUAUGAAUGUAAACAUUGUGGUAAAGCUUUCUCUUAUCCAUCUUCCCUCCGAAUUCAUGAAAGGACUCAUAAUCAGGAAAAACCCUAUGCAUGUAAGCAAUGUGGGAAAGCUUUCAGAUGUUCCAAAUAUCUUAGAAAUCAUGAAAGAAUGCAUACAGGGGAGAAAUCAUAUGAAUGUAAGCAAUGUGGGAAAGCUUUCAGUACUUCCAGUUCUCUUGCAACACAUAAAAGAAAUCAUGACGGAAAGAAGCCUCAUGAAUGUAAGGAAUGUGGUAAAACGUUCCUUUAUCCCUCUUUGCUUAGAAUUCAUGAAAGAAUGCAUACUGGGGAAAAACCCUAUGAAUGUAACCAUUGUGGUAAAGCUUUCUCUUAUCCAACUUCCCUCCAAUGCCAUGAAAGAACUCAUAAUAAGGGAAUACCCUAUGAAUGUAAGCAAUGUGGGAAAGCCUUCAGUUCUGUCAGCUCUCUUGGAAAACAUAAAAGAAGUCAUGACGGAAAGAACCCUCAUGUAUAUAAGGAAUGUGGUAACACAUUCCAUGAUUUAUAUCACCUCCGACUUCAUGAAAGUAUUCAUACUGGUGAAAAACCUUAG
Molecule: messenger RNA, 2112 nt
Organism: Myotis daubentonii (Daubenton's bat)
Lineage: Eukaryota; Metazoa; Chordata; Mammalia; Chiroptera; Vespertilionidae
Product: zinc finger protein 14-like
Exons: 1
Coding region: 1-2112 (703 amino acids)
Biological process (GO): regulation of DNA-templated transcription
Source: RefSeq, a predicted model, not a curated record